This is a messenger RNA of Heterocephalus glaber (naked mole-rat), 2246 nucleotides long. NCBI's taxonomy places the organism in Eukaryota, Metazoa, Chordata, Mammalia, Rodentia, Bathyergidae. The record is from RefSeq and is a predicted model, not a curated record.
CAUGAACGAAUUCACACUGGAGAGAAACCCUACAUAUGUAAACAGUGUGGGAAAGCUUUCAGGGCACGUGGUGCUUGUCAAAAACACGAACAAACUCACACUGGAGAAAAACCCUAUGUAUGUAAGCAGUGUGGGAAAGCUUUCAGCACUCAUGGGUAUUGUCAGGUACAUGAAAGAAGUCACACUGGAGAGAAACUCUUUGUAUGUAAGCAAUGUGGGGAAGGUUUCACUAAUUACAGUUCAUUUUCUCGACAUAAAAAGAGUCACAGUAUAGAGAAACCCUAUGUAUGUAAGCAAUGUGGCAAAGCUUUCAGGCAACGCUACAAUUGUCAAACACAUGAAAGAACUCACACUGGAGAAAAACCCUAUGUAUGCAAGCAGUGUGGGAAAGCUUUCACCACUCACAGUAAUUGUCAAGCACAUGAAAGAAGUCACACUGGAGAGAAACCCUAUGUAUGUAAGCAGUGUGGGGAAGCCUUCAGUAAUAACAGUUCAUUUUAUAGGCAUAAAAAGAGUCACACUAUAGAGAAACCCUAUGUAUGCAGGCUAUGUGGGGAAGCCUUCCUUAAUAACAGAUUAUUUUAUAGACAUGAACAUAACCACAUUCGAGAGAAACUCUAUGAAUGCAAGCAAUGUAGGGAAGCCUUCACUAGUAAGAGUUCAUUUUAUAGACAUAAAAAGAGUCACACUGGAGAAAAACCCUAUGUAUGUAAGCAAUGUGGGGAAGCCUUCACUAAAUACAAUUCAUUUUAUAAACAUAAAAGGAGUCACACUGUGUAGAAACCCUACACUAUGUUUAUAAGCAAUGAGGGAAAGCUUUCAUCAGUCAUAGCCAUUGCCAAAGAUUAAAAUUUUUUUUUUAAAAAAUGGGAGAAAAACCCUCUGUAUAUAAGCAAUGUGGAAAAGUCUUCAUUUAUUCCAGCAAUCAUCAUAGCAUUCAAAAAUAUCACAGGGGAAAUUAACUAAUAGUUCCAUAGGUGAAUGAAAUUAUUUCUUGGGUCCUAGUAGAUUUCAUAUUUUUGUAGGAUUGUUUUGUUUGUUUUGUUUUGUGUGAUUGUGGGGUAUUAAGGCACUGCAAUCUAAAUUUUUGUUGUCAUUUUCCCAGGACAUUCUCCAUAAAUUCUUGGUUUGUACACUCUGUUUUGCUUUCUUUCCAGCACCAGAAUUUUCAAAUUGGAUAUCAUUUUAUAAUUAUAUAUAUUUAAAAAGAUUUCUCGGUAAGUUUUACACUGAGUUCACCUCUUAAAAAAAAGUAUAGCUUAGCAAAUAUUGUGUUUUCCAUAUCCUCUCAAGUUAUAUAUUCCAACAUAAUUAUAGAUUCCUUCCAGUACACAGUUUUGUUUUUGUUGGUUUAUUUCAAGAGCCAUUAUUAUCAUGUGUAUCCAGUUUCAAGUGUUUCUUUUACCAUGUAAACUUUAUUUUCAUGCUCAUCUUGCCAUGAUUUAUUUUGAUGAUAAUUUUUAGAUCAGUUAUUGUACCAAAAAUAUACAUUGCUGUGGGUCCCCCACUGCUAGAGAACAGCAAGAAUGUACCUUUUCUCGAAUAUGAAAUAAUUAUAUUAGUCUCUCCACUUGGUAACUAAGAACAUACUCAAAGGAAUUUUGAUGAGGUUGAAGUUUGUUUGAGAGAAUGAUUUUUAUUCUUUGUAAUGAAGCAGAAUCCUUUAUUCUGUUCCUUGAUAUUGCAGAUACCAUUUGGUCUUUGGUAACCAUUCUUUUUUUACUUGGGAAAUUCAAAUAAUGCCAUGAAGUAGAAUCUAAUUCAUCAAAAAUAUCAGUGUUUAGUAAUGGGGAAAUUGAUUAAUUUUUGUAAUUCAGGUUGUAUUCUGUUUCACCAACUUUAAGAUAAGUCUAGGCAAUGCCCUUUUUUGAUAUCAUCAAUAAGGAUCACUGAUGGCUGAGGUGAGUGAUAUUUGCUUUCAACCAUGUAAGACAUAAAUGCUGUCAGUGUGAGGCCACCCCUGGAAUCCUUGAUUUAUUUUUACCUUUCUUACUCCCUAACACUGAAGGUUUAGUUCACUGUUCUAGAUUGUUUUCCCCAUGAAUACAGAAGCAGCUCAAUUUUGCCUGGGGUUACAUUUUGAAAAACCCAAGGUAAGGUGAAAAGAUAAGUGAUAAAUGCAUUAAAGACUCCUAAUUGCCAGGAAUUUAGCAUAGUGGUUCCACCGCCUUGCCCAAAAGUGCAAGGACCUGAGUUCUAUCCCUGGUACCAAAAAAAAAAAAAAAAAAGACUCCUAAUGUACUAAA